AUGGCGGCCGCCAGUGGCUGCCUCUUCUCCUGCGCCCGCCCGAUGCUGCCCCGGCUUUGCGGGGGGCUGGCCGCAGGGCCCAGGUCGCUCCUCGGGGUAUCGGCUUAUUGCACCGCCCUGGUUGUGGGGAGCGGGGGGCCCAGGCAGAGCGAAGAUGCAGCAUCGAGCAGGACAUCACAAAUUGCAAGAAACAGAAGAGUGCCUGACGCUCCUAGAACUGAAAAGAUGGCUGUUGAUCAGGACUGGAGCAAUGUUUAUCCAACUGCAGCAGCAUUUAAUCCUUCUUCAGUGCCUCUUCCCAUCAGAAUGGGCUAUCCUGUGAAGAGAGGAGUACCUCCACCGAAAGAAGGCAAUUUGGAGCUUAUAAAGAUCCCCAACUUUUUGCAUCUGACUCCCCCAGCAAUUAAGAAACACUGUACAGCUCUUAAAGAUUUCUGCACUGAGUGGCCAACUGUACUGGACAGUGAUGAGAAAUGUGAGCAGCAUUUUCCUAUUGAAAUUGAGACAGUAGAUUAUGUUUCAGCAGGGCCAUCUGUUCGUAAUCCCAAAGCAAGAGUGGUGACUUUAAGAGUUAAGCUUUCCAAAUUGAACUUGGAUGACCAUGCAAAGAAGAAGCUCAUUAAACUUGUAGGAGAGCGGUACUGCAAGGACACAGAUAUGCUUACCAUUACAACAGACAGGACUCUCAGGCUCCUUUGUUGGGGGUUUAUACCUGUGACGAAGUGUCCAUUAAGGAGACAGAACUAUGACUAUGGAAUCUACCUCCUCACAGUUUUGUACCAUGAAUCGUGGAAAACUGAAAUGUGGGAAAACGAGAAGACUGAAGCAGACAUGGAGGAGUAUAUCUGGGAUAACAGCCCCUCUCAGAAGAAUGCUUUGGACACGCUUCUUCGAAUAAGAGCUGCAGAGAAAACCACUGAAGUAACUAGGGAAGAGCUGCUUGCCUCUGAGAUAGUUGAGAAUUACAAAACCGCUGUAGUUGUACUUAAAAAUGAAGGGGAAACAGAAAACAACAUUUUGCAGUACAAGGAAUCUGUGACGAAACUACUGAAUUUACAAGCAUUACAGUGAAAAUUGACAUUCCAUGCACAUCUCUGAUCUUAUGUCAAUAUACAAAGAUAAUGUAUGAUAAUAUUACUUUGUAGGAAAUUGUGAAUGCAGUUAUUCAGGUUUUUCUGGACCUUCAACAAAACAAGUUUUCCUUAGAAAAUUAAUAAAAUUUUAAAAUUUCAAAAACCUUGAAUGGAAUUUAGAGUGAAUAGAGAUUCAAAAAGGGUCAGCAACAAACAUUUUGUUUCCUCUUCUGCCAAUAUCCUCCUUUUCCUCUAUAAAUACAAUUUGUAUCAAGUCUUUUCUGGGAAGCCUUCUGAGUAUUUAUGGGCUUAAGCACUCUGUUCUGCUGUUCUAGCCUGGGAUUUAGGAGGCCCUGAUCAAAUUCCUUGCUCUACCACUGACUUCUAUGUAUCCUUGGGUAAAUCACAUAAGGUAAGAUUUUCAAAAGCACCUCCUAAGUUCCACUGAAUUUCAAUGAGGCUUAGGAUCCGGAGUGCCUAAGUCAUUUCUGCAAAUGGGGCACACAGGGUAUGUCUACACAGCAAAGAAAAACCCAUGGUUGGCAGGGCCUGGGCUC
Molecule: messenger RNA, 1630 nt
Organism: Terrapene triunguis (Three-toed box turtle)
Lineage: Eukaryota; Metazoa; Chordata; Testudines; Emydidae
Gene: MRPS35
Product: mitochondrial ribosomal protein S35
Exons: 9
Coding region: 1-1071 (356 amino acids)
Biological process (GO): mitochondrial translation
Cellular component (GO): mitochondrial small ribosomal subunit
Molecular function (GO): structural constituent of ribosome
Source: RefSeq, a predicted model, not a curated record